Messenger RNA from Chlorella variabilis, 1428 nucleotides. RefSeq lists its product as hypothetical. The record is from RefSeq and is a predicted model, not a curated record. The coding region runs from base 1 to 1428 and encodes 475 amino acids. Gene Ontology annotation, molecular function: metalloendopeptidase activity. Gene Ontology annotation, biological process: proteolysis. The transcript is spliced from 9 exons. Lineage: Eukaryota; Viridiplantae; Chlorophyta; Trebouxiophyceae; Chlorellales; Chlorellaceae.
AUGCCAAGCGGCCGGCGCCCCUCGCUGCAGUGGCCCGCAGCAUCUGUGUUGUGGCUCCUCGUCCUGGCGGUGUCGCCAGCGGCCGCGGUCCCCCGCGCCACUGUGCGCGCCUCCAGCGCGGCCUUCUCGGCGGCUGUGCGGGCCGUGGAUGCCGAGGGCCGCCUGACGGUCACGGAGCUGUCGCUGGAGGGCGAAGGCGAGGGGUCAGCCCAGCUGGAGCUCACCCGCUUUGAGGUGUGGUCGCCGGACGCGACAGUGGUGCUGCAGGGCCCCGGCGGCGCGCCGCCGCACGUGCAGGGCCCUCCCAACACCGCCUACUUCCGGGGCCACCUGGCGGGCAGCCCCGCCUCGUCUGUGAUGCUGGCGGCGCGGCCGGGGGAGAUGGUCAAGCCCCCGUUUGAGUGCGGCAACGAUGAUCACGGCAUGCACGCCCAUACCGACCAUGCCGAGCACACCCAUGCCGACGGCGAUGACCCGCCGCUUGCCACCCGCAAGCUGCUACAAUCGGUCAACGACCAAGCGCUCACCACCACCAUAGCGCUGGAGACCGACGCCGAGUUCCUGUCGCUGUUUGGCGGCAGCACCGCCGUGGCCACCGACUACGCGGGGGACCUUAUCGGAUAUGCUGACGUGGUUAACUCCCGGGAGAUCAACACAGACAUGCUGAUUGGCUACCUGCGGCUGUGGACGGGGGCUGCUUCCAAGGACCCCUGGCCCUCCACCUCCAGCACCCUCACCGCCCUCCAGAACUUCCAGGCCCACUGGAACGCCAACAUGCAGGGCGUGGAGCGCAGCGUGGCGCACAUGCUCAGCGGCAUGUACACGGGAGGCGGCAUCGCCUACAUCGGCACGCUGUGCGACUGGCACGGCAACAGGGCGGGCAGCAACUCGUACGGCUACUCUGGGGGGCUGACCGGCGGGUUCAACUGGAAUGAAGUGCAGACCAGCAACCCCGCCAGCGUGGUGUGGGACAUCUCUGUGGUGAUCCACGAGCUGGGCCACUCCUACAACUCGCCGCACUCACACGAUUACUGCAACGUGGGGGGCAUCGCGGAGCCUGUGGACAACUGCGCCUCCACCUGCAACACCGCCUCGGGGGUGCUGCCGCCCUGCUCCGGCCCCACCCCGCACUUCAACGGCGGCCCUGGCACCAUCAUGAGCUACUGCCACCAGCUGGGCAGCUACAACAACCAAGCGCUGACGUUUGGCGUGAACCACGCGUGCGGGGUGGCGCCCAGCCGCAUCGCGGAGCGCAUGCGGGCGCACGUCGAGCAGCGCGCGGCCGCCUACCCGCCGUGCUUUGUGGGCAGGUGGCCGUCGCCGCCGCCGCCGCCGCCGCCGCCGGCCGUGUGCCGGCCCAGGGGCCAGCCCUGCUCCGCUGCCAGCGAGUGCUGCUCCCGGCGGUGCUCCAAGAGCAAGUGCGGCUGA